Molecule: messenger RNA, 3110 nt
Organism: Camellia sinensis
Lineage: Eukaryota; Viridiplantae; Streptophyta; Magnoliopsida; Ericales; Theaceae
Source: RefSeq, a predicted model, not a curated record
ACUGUUCCUCACCGCUUGUAGUUACAAACCAACAAUGACAUCCUUAGCAGAGAGGCUUUCCAACCAGUUUGUUCCGUUCCAUGUCCUGUUUGUCUUUCUCAUGAUCCUUGAAUUGGUCUCUUCUUUUAAUUUUGCUACUUAUGCUGCUUCUGCAACUACUAAAGUUGAAGAAGACGGAACUGAAGCUGUGGCUCUCUUGACGUGGAAAGCUAGCCUUGACAACCAGAGCCAAUCUCUCUUGUUCUCAUGGGCUGGAAGCAAUCAUUGCAAUUGGGUUGGAAUCGGUUGCAAUAAUGCUGAUAGAGUCGCCCACAUAGACCUUGAGAGUAAUGGCUUAAGAGGUACACUUUCCAAUCUUAACUUCUCUUCCUUCCCUCAACUCCUCAGCCUUAAACUUCAUAACAACUCAAUCUACGGGACCAUCCCCUCGAAGAUUGGUAGCCCUAUAACACUCACCUACCUUGACUUGUCCAGGAAUUAUCUUUCAGGAACAAUUCCAUCAGAAAUAGGAAUACUCUAUUCUCUCACAAUUUUGUUUCUUUAUGAUAAUCAACUUUCUAGAUCCAUCUCUCAAGAAGUUGGAAUGCUAAGGUCUCUAAUUGAACUUGAAUUGUCAACAAACAAUUUCACAGGUUCAAUCCCUGCUUCUAUAGGGAACUUGGCCAACUUGACCAUUUUACGCCUUUUUGAAAACCGUCUUUCUGGAUCCAUCCCUCAAGAAGUUGGAAUGCUAACGUCUCUCACUGUCCUUAGUUUGCAUACAAACAAUCUCACAGGUUCAAUCCCUGCUUAUAUAGAGAACUUGACCAAAUUGACCAUUCUAUACCUUUAUAAAAACCAACUUUCUGAAUCCAUCCCCCAAGAUGUUGGAAUGCUAAGGUUUCAAAUUGAACUUAAUCUGUCAACAAACAAUCUCACAAGUUCAGUCCCUACUUCUAUAAGGAACUUGACUAACUUGACCAUUCUAUUCCUUUAUAAAAACCAACUUUCUAGAUCCAUCCCCCAAGAUAUUGGAACGCUAAGGUCUCUAAUUGAACUUGUAUUGUCAACAAACAAUCUCACAGGUUCAAUCCCUGCUUCUAUAGGGAACUUGGCCACCUUAACCAUUUUACACCUUUUCAAAAACCAUCUUUCUGGAUCCAUCCCUCAAGAAGUUGGAAUGCUAACGUCUCCCAUUGUCCUUAGUUUGCAUACAAACAAUCUCACAGAUUCAAUCCCUGCUUCUAUAGGGAACUUAACCAACUUGACCAUUCUAUGCCUUUAUGAAAACCAACUUUCUGGAUCCAUCCCCCAAGAUGUUGGAAUGCUAAGGUUUCUAAUUGAACUUGAUUUGUCAACAAACAAUCUCACAAGUUCAAUCCCUGCUUCUAUAGGGAACUUGACUAACUUGACCAUUCUAUUCCUUUAUAAAAACCAACUUUCUGAAUCCAUCCCCCAAGAUGUUGGAAUGCUAAGGUCCCUAAUUGAACUUGAAUUGUCAAUAAACAAUCUCACAGGUUCAAUCCCUGCUUCUAUAGGGAACUUGGCCAACUUGACCAUUCUACGCCUUUUUGAAAACCGUCUUUCUGGAUCCAUCCCUCAAAAAGUUAGAAUGUGAACGUGUCUGAUUGUCCUUAGUUUGCACACAAACAAUCUCACAGGUUCAAUCCCUGCUUCUAUAGGGAACUUGACCAACUUGACCAUUCUAUACCUUUAUGAAAACCAACUUUCUGGAUCCAUCCCCCAAGAUGUUGGAAUGCUAAGGUUUCUAAUUGAACUUGAUCUGUCAACAAACAAUCUCACAAGUUCAAUCCCAGCUUCUAUAGGGAACUUAACUUACUUGACCAUUCUAUUCCUUUAUAAAAACCAACUUUCUGGGUCCAUCCCCCAAGAUGUUGGAAUGCUAAGGUCUCUAAUUGAACUUGAAUUGUCAACAAACAAUCUCACAAGUUCAAUCCUUGCUUAUAUAGGGAACUUGGCCACCUUAACCAUUUUACACCUUUUCAAAAAUCGUCUUUCUGGACCCAUCCCUCAAGAAGUUAGAAUGUUGAGGUCUCUAAUUACACUUGAUUUGUCAGCAAACAAUCUCACAGGUUCAAUCCCUCUUGAGUUAGGAAAACUAAACUCCCUAACUUAUUUCGCUUUGUAUGCGAACAAACUGAUAGGCUCCGUUCCUUCAAAAUUGGACAAUCUUACGCAUUUGCAAAUCUUUGAAAUAAGCAAUAACAUGCUCACAGGUCAUAUCCUGCCGAGUAUUUGCAUUGGAGGAUUACUUACCAAACUAGCUACAACAAACAACUGCUUAAUAGGUGAUAUCCCAAAAUUUUUGGGAAAUUACAGUCAGUUGUGUCGAGUUAGGUUUCAUCGAAACCAACUCACAGGAAAUAUAUUUGAAAUUUUUGGGGUACUCCCAAACUUGGUAUAUAUUGAUCUAAGUUAUAAUAACUUCUAUGGUGAACUUUCUAAAAAAUUGGGGCAGUGCCAUAAUUUGACUGGUAUAAACUUCUCCAACAAUAAAAUCUCUGGAAAUAUACCACUUGAGUUUGGAGAUGCAAGUCAGUUGCAACUACUUAACCUCUCUUCAAAUCAUCUAGAUGGAGAGAUCCCAAAGAGUGUAGGAAAGUUGGCCUUAUUGUUCAGUAUUUCUCUGAGUGAUAACAAAUUUUCAGGCAACAUUCCAGUAGAAUUUGGCAGGCUAUCUAAUUUGGAAGAUCUAAACUUGGCGGCAAACAAUCUAAGUGGAUCAGUUCCAAUCCAACUAGGGGAGCUUGUGAAACUGUGGAACUUGAAUUUGAGCGAAAAUCUACUCAGGAAGGAUAUUCCUUCUGAAAUAGGCACAUUACAAUUUCUUCAAAGCCUUGACCCUGGAAACAAUUUGUUUAAAGGUGAGAUUCCACAAUAGAUUGGGGAAUUGCAAAGCUUAGAGACAUUAAAUCUAUCCCACAAUAAGCUGUCUGGUUCCAUUCCAUCCUCUUUUAAUGGGAGAUCAAGUUUGACAUCUGUUGAUAUAUCUUAUAAUCACUUGGAGGGUCCUUUGCCUAACACCAAAGCCUUUCAAGAUGCUCCAUUUGAGGCAUAUGUAGGUAAUGAUGGUUUGUGUGGAAAUAAGACUGGUUUGAUGCCAUGCUCAC